Molecule: messenger RNA, 534 nt
Organism: Fusarium poae
Lineage: Eukaryota; Fungi; Ascomycota; Sordariomycetes; Hypocreales; Nectriaceae
Exons: 1
Coding region: 1-534 (177 amino acids)
Source: RefSeq, a predicted model, not a curated record
AUGAACAACCAUGUAGCCCCGGACAUGGAGCUUCAGGGGGUUCUCGCCGAGCUCUCACCCUUCAAGUCAUUUCCCCUGCUCAAAAAAACCCACGAGUAUAAUACAAGAAUAAUUCUGGGAUUUAAUGCCACAUCAGAUCGGCCCAUGGGUGCACCCACUGAGGGUCCUCACUCUCCUGAAGAAGAUGAGGCUGAUGAUGAUGGUUUGAAGGAAGAGAAUCUGGUCAACCUUGGAGAGGACAGCGGUACAAGUUGCAUGAAAGAAGGUUGCAGUGAAAUGUUCUCCAAGGAACACCGCUGCCUUGUUCUAUCGCAGAAAAAAGCUGCUGGGGUACUUGACAAAGUCCAGAUGUUUAUCGAGGCUCCUUGGCUAACUGUUGAUACUACAGAGAUGGGAGACAUUGGGGAGUACCUAUCACCUCCAAGUAACUGCAAACAACUCACCCAAUUUUUUCGCCUAACAGUCGACGUUCGAAUUGGAAAAGAGUUGAGGUUGUUCUGGCCAGCGGGUAACAGAAACGUUUCUGAGCUUUAG